AUGACUACGACUCUUCAUGAAAUAGCACUUGAGCCUCCGUUUAUAACCGUCGAAGGUAUUCCCAACUUUCGAGAUCUGGGCGGGUAUCCUCUCGCAUUGGAACCGAAUUCCCAUUCCGUACGACAAGGAGUUAUCUAUCGCUGUGGCGAGCCCCAAAGAGUUACCGAUAAUGGGAUAACUACUAUGCAGCAGCUGGGGAUCACUCAUAUAUAUGAUUUAAGAUCUCAGGCUGAGCUUAAUAAAAAUGCGGCAGCUGGUAGGGGAGGAGUGGUAGAGUGGGAGGGCUGUCAGCGGGUGUUCACGCCAGUGUUUCUGGAGCAGGACUAUAGCCCGGAGAGAAUUGCCAUUCGAUUUAGGGAUUAUGCUUCAAAGGGUACCGAAGGGUUCACUCGGGCCUAUACCGAUAUCUUGAACAAUGCUCCAACCUCAUACCGGACUAUCCUUCUCCAUCUUGCAAACGAACCUUCCAAGCCCCUGAUCGUCCAUUGUACGGCUGGUAAAGAUAGAACCGGUGUUCUUUGUGCAUUGAUACUAUCCCUCUGCGGAGUGGACGAUGAGGUUGUGGCUCAGGAGUAUAGUUUGACAGAAUUUGGGCUUCCGCAAGAGUGGAAGGCAGGAAUCAUCAAGCAUUUAAUGGAACACCCGGCCAUUAAAGAUGAUCAUGAAGGAGCAGCGAAUUUAAUUAGUUCCAAAGCUGAGAACAUGCUGGCUACCCUUGAGAUGCUACAUGAGAAGUUUGGUGGGGCAGAAGGAUACGUAAUAGAGAAGUGUGGUCUUACGGUUAAGGAAGUAGAUAAUAUUCGCAAAAACUUGAUCAUAGAAUCCCCGGCUGUUCACAAAGUCUCUUAUUAG
Messenger RNA from Sclerotinia borealis F-4128, 852 nucleotides. Lineage: Eukaryota; Fungi; Ascomycota; Leotiomycetes; Helotiales; Sclerotiniaceae. The record is from the annotation of a GenBank genome assembly.